ACACAACAUACAUUAGCAGAGCACAUUUUUAUGGUCGUUAGUCGUGUUGCGUAGCUCAAACAAGUAAUAGUCUCGUUGAUCAUUCGUCGUGCACACAUUGUGUCUUUCGAGCAGGUCGUACUGAACAGAAAUUUAUUUUUUUUCUGUAUCUUUUCAAUUCCGCGCGAUUUUUCCCUCUUUCGCCUCGUGGAUACAAGUCAAUUUACGUUCGUUCAACAUCUUCAUAGGCGUUUGGAAAUGACCUGAAGUUGUGUAUAUUAUUUGUGAAGAGAAAAAAAUUUCAAACAAAUUUCAUUUUUUGUUGUGGAAUUUUUUUUUUACUGUCUGUAUAAAAGUAUAAAUAGAUUAAAACAAACGCCAUUUUGAAUUAAAAUUAUGUGCUAGUGGUGAAUUGCCAAUUUGAAAAACAAAUCCGAAAAUAAAAGCGAGCAAUUUUCAAUUCAAGUAAAAAAAAAAAAAUUCGAUACGAAUUUUUUUUCAUUUGCGAAACAAACUAAUUGAAAAAAAAAAAAUAAAUUGAAGAAAAACAAAACGUGUUGAUUAUGUUGGAGCAAGAAAACGAUUUGUCGGUGGCGAGUGGCUUUGAGCGAAGCUCAAAAAAUAAAGAUUUUGAUACGAAUUCCGCAUUGGAUUCGGGCUUUCUAUCUGGUCCACAGGCGAUUUAUUCUGGUGAAAUAGACAGUGCAUUGGACGACGAUUCAUCAUUGGCGCUAUCGCAAUCAUCGUCGUCGUUGAAAAAAGCGUCUGAUAAGUGUAGCCAGCAAAAAAUACAAAUUGACACAAAUAUCGAUUCGGGCUGUAUCGUUGACUCCGCACAAAUGAUUUCGACGGGUGGUGUUGGUGAAGGCGGUCUACCUGACUGGUUCAACAAUUUAAGUAUUAAGGAUUCACCAUCGAUCAACAAUUUGGAUGGUACCAAAGACAAAUCGAACCAACAGUUGUCUCAACAGCAGCAGCAGCAGCAGCAACAACAAAAAAGCAGUAUCGAGGCCAACCUUUGGAAGUUAUGCUACCGACAAGAUAGCGACGGUGAUACUCAGCUGCAUCUCGCGAUCAUCAAUGAAAUUCCACACAUAAUCUGGGCCAUUAUUCGUCUAGCCCCAGCAGCCUGGCUAUUGGACCAGAAGAACGAUGAUGCCCAAGCACCAAUCCAUUUAGCCGUACUCACCAGACAACCAAAUGUCGUUCGACGCCUACUCGUGGCCGGAGCCAAUGCAUCGAUUCGAGACGGUGACGGCAAUACCGCACUUCAUUUGGCCUGCAUCAAUGGUGACAUGACAACAGUUGAAGCUCUCUUAAAGCCAAUCACGGCCGCUGAACUUAAAGAGUACAAUCAAUCGGCACAUCAAUUGCCACAAUCGAAUGCUAGCCGUCGACAGUUCUCGAUUGAUUUAGAACAAAGGAAUUUUUAUGGUGAAAAUUGUGUUCAUAUUGCCGCACAGCAAAACCAUGUCGAAAUACUGAAGCUAUUGAUUCGGGAAGGUGCUGAUAUCAAUGCAAGAGAAGGUCGCGCUGGGUAUACGUCACUUCACAUAGCCGUUGAAAAUAAUAACAUGGAAUUGGCGAAAUUUUUAUUGGAAAGCAGUAAACAAUUGAACACGGAAACGUUCAACUAUCGUCAGGUGACGGCUUAUCAACUAGCCGCUGAGCUCGAACACUCGGACAUGCUGCAAAUAUUGGAACGCUACGGAUGCGAAAUGAUACCACCGCCAGAGAGCGAUAUGGACGAAUCGGAUGAAUCAUUCGAUGCUGAUCCAGACAAUAACUAAAAGAGACACAGAGUUGCAGCCAAAAUUGUCCAAAUGCUGAUAGAAAAAAAACCACUCUUCACACUCACAUUUCAAUUAUAUCAUUCUCUACUUUCAUAAAACUCUAUUUGUACUCAUCAAAAACCCCUCGAACUAUGGAGCAAGAAAAAAAAACGCCAAAUCGUGGGCAAAUCCGAAUCUAUGCAUUAAUUUAGCCGGAAAAUACAAACAAACAACACACAAUGAGAGAUAUACAAUUCAAAAGAUAUUUAAGUGAAAUUAGUAUGAUUUUAAUUUGUACGUUCGUUUAGCGCAUAGAUUAUAUAAAAGGAGCAGCAGCAUAUCGCAUCUAAUUCUAUUCUAUUAUUAUUAUUAUUAUUAUUAUUACCUUUCCAUAAAUAAAAUCAAUAAAAAAUUAUUUGUUAAAAAAUAUUCAUAAACGAAAGCAAAAAAAAAAAAAAUUAUCAAAAACAAGAUCUGUCUGUUUGAACAAAAUUGCAUAGUGGUAUUUAAAACUAAGGAGGAAAAACAAGAAGAAGAAGAAGAAGAUCGCCUUUUGUCUUAGAUGUUGUCUUUAACUGUUGGUUCAAAUGAAAUAAAACCAAAUCUAUGUUUUAAUAGAA
Sitodiplosis mosellana (orange wheat blossom midge) is the source of this 2371-nucleotide messenger RNA. RefSeq names its product NF-kappa-B inhibitor cactus (gene cact). NCBI's taxonomy places the organism in Eukaryota, Metazoa, Arthropoda, Insecta, Diptera, Cecidomyiidae. Bases 543 to 1769 code for a protein of 408 amino acids. The record is from RefSeq and is a predicted model, not a curated record. The transcript is spliced from 5 exons. Gene Ontology annotation, molecular function: protein binding.